AUGACCACCACCGUUGAAGCCCCGACGCUUUCAUAUGUCCAGGUGCCCGAGACUUCGCAGUCUCUGGAUUGGGCCGACCUGAUAACGCUUGACCUGUCAAAAUUCGAUCAGCCUGGAGGGAAACACGAGCUCGCCGCCGAGUUCAUCAAGGCCAUCGAAGACGUCGGAUUCUUCUACGUCAAGAACCACGGGUUGAGCCGAGAAGACAUUGACCACCAAUUCGCGAUUGCAAAUGCCACACUCGCCCUGCCCAGCGAAGAGAAGUCCAGAUACAGAGCAGCUCUCGAGCAAGGCGACUACAACGGCUGGAAGCCGGCGGGCACGCGGAAUCUGAUUCCUGGCGUGAAGGACAAUUUCGAGAUCUAUAAUAUCCCCAAGUUCAUCCCCGAGCAUGCCGAUCGGACGCACCCGGACGUGGUCCAGAAGCAUUUGCCCACGAUCGAGACGUUUUCCAAGCACAUUCACGACCAGAUUGUGACCAAGCUGCUGGUGGUUUUCGCUAUUGCCCUGGGUCUCGAGGAUGAAGAGUGGUUCGUCAAGAAGCACCGGUACGAGAAGACCAGCGGCGAUCAUCUCCGCUACAUGAAAUAUUAUGCGCGCAGCGAGGAAGAGAACCAGAAACUGGGGGGUGUUUGGCUGAAAGGACAUUCGGACAUGGGCAGCUUGACGCUUCUUUUCCGCCAGCCCGUGGCUGCUUUGCAAGUGCUCAGCAAAGACGGAACGUGGAAAUACGUUCGACCGCAAAUGGACGCCCUGACGGUGAAUAUCGCGGAUGCCCUUCACUUCCUAACUGGCGGAUACCUGAAAUCCAGUAUCCAUCGCGUCGUUGCGCCUCCCAAGGACCAAGCGCAUAUUGACCGGCUGGGCGUCCUGUAUAUGGUGCGCAUCGAGGACGACUCGGACCUGGUGCCGAUCAAAGAAUCACCAGUUCUGCGCGAUCACGGACUGCUUGGUGACGGGGUGGUUGGCGGCGAUGGCAAUCCCAUCAAAGCCGGGGAGUGGGUGAAGCAGCGAGUGAUUAAGAACCUGAGCACCACCACUCCAGACGACGGGGAUAACGAGGUGAAUCAAGUGGAGAUUGUCAAGGGGGUCAGUGUGCAGUAUUACGACUAG
Aspergillus steynii IBT 23096 is the source of this 1113-nucleotide messenger RNA. RefSeq names its product putative 1-aminocyclopropane-1-carboxylate oxidase. NCBI's taxonomy places the organism in Eukaryota, Fungi, Ascomycota, Eurotiomycetes, Eurotiales, Aspergillaceae. Gene Ontology annotation, molecular function: dioxygenase activity. The coding region runs from base 1 to 1113 and encodes 370 amino acids. The transcript has 4 exons. The record is from RefSeq and is a predicted model, not a curated record.